UUUAGUUCGGAACUUGUUUUUAAUCGCAAGCGUCAGAGGUUUCUCAAUGAUACUGAGUCCGAAUGAAAAUCAAAAUGGAAAGGAAGAGUUUGCCGGCUGAUCCCGAAGGGAUCGACAGGCUCUGUAGAGUGUGCCUUUCGCGGAAAAAAAAUAACUUAUCCAUAUUUCGAAUAAACGCGGACGAUCCUGAGAGGAGUUCUAACCUCAACUUAUCCGAGAAGCUCCGAGUCUGUGGCGGUAUACAGAUUCUUAAAGACGAUGGGCUCCCUGAUGGAAUCUGUUUUGACUGUAUAUCAAAGAUUAACCUUGCCCAUAAAUUACGUGAACAGUGUCAGUGGGCUGACGAAAAGCUUCGGAAACUUUAUGGGAUUCCUAUCGAUGCACACAGAUCGGAUAGACAGAAAGAUCAAUGGUCUCAGACAGAACCUUUCUCGGAAUUGGAAGGUGUUAAAAUGGAGCACCCGAUAACAUCAAGAAACAAAGAUGCAGUUUCAGAUAUUGACAGCAAUUCCGAUACCGCAGAGAAAACAUUUUCUCCAUUUCCUUAUGGGAAGCACGACGAACUCGAAGAGAAAAUACCUUUGUUCGUUGUUCAGAAGAAGUUAAGGGUGCAGAUGAAAAUAAGGAGAAUGUUAAUGAGAAAGGAGAUCUUAAAAACAAGGCGAAUAUCGAUGUUUAAAAGGAUAACAUCAAUGGAAAAUUUAAAAAAUUCUAAGGAGAGGCAAAGACAAUUUAUUAAGAAAAAUGUUAACGCAAAGCAUGAAUUCCUUGAUCAGAACAUGACACCGAUUAGAAAUAAUUUGAGACGUAGACCCAAAAGGGAGUCGAAUCAUAGAACCGAACCCCUUCUCGAAUGUAUUAAAUGUAACAGGUCAUAUUCCAGUAAAAAGUCAUUAGACAGACAUGUUUUGACUCACAAGAACGACAAAUUUAAAUGUGAGAAGUGUGAGAAACAAUUCCUGAGACAGGACAAAUUGUUGGAACAUGGUAAAUUACAUGAAUCUAAGGAAAAGCCUAAGUCCGUAGAUUGUAACAUUUGCAAUAAAAGUUUUAGAAAGCUAGAUACCAUGGUUAGACAUUUGAACGUACAUAAAAAGGCAAACCCGAAGGAAGUAUUUUCUAUUUUAAAAGAACUGAGAGAAAGGAGAAAACAGGAAAACGGUGAAGUGUGUUCCGACCCAGAAAAGCAUUCGACAAAGGAUGAGAAUAUUCUAAAGAAAGAAACUCGUCGCGAAGUCGAAGACAAGAGUUUCGAGAAGAAUUUUCCGAAGAAGGUUCCCGAAAUUUCGAAUGAUUCCAAUCACAACCAGGAGGCACCUAAUUCCGAAACCGAUAUCAGCAUCGACACCGAUUCCUUCAACUACGUUCCACUGUAUCGAUGUCAACAGUGCACAAAAUAUUAUACCUCUGAGAAAUCAUUGCAGCGGCACGUGUUGAUACACGACGAAAAGAAAUAUGUCUGCAAUGUGUGCAAUAUGAAGUUUUUUAGACAGGAUCGGUUAAAGAGUCACAAGCAGCGACACGGUCACGACGAAUACACAGAGUGCACGGAAUUUGAAAAACCUGCCGACGAUAAAUCCGCGAUCAAGUUGAUAAACAGCUGGAUAAGGGAAGAAUUGGACUCGGACAACGAAGGUAAAGGGUUUUCUUGUCACAUCUGCGGUAAAUCUUACGUUACAAGGAAGUCGUUGAUAAAGCACAGAGCAAACGCUCACGCGUCACCCGAGAGUCCCUGCGAGGCUUGUGGAGAGGUUUGCAGCUGUAACGACAAGAAGAUUCCCGAUGGAGGUUCCGAGAAGGCGAAGCCCUUCUCAUGCGACGAAUGCAAUAAAUCCUUUGAAAAGGAAUCGAAACUACAAAAACACACAAGAAUCCACGAGCGGGCGAAGGAGCAAGAGGACUCCAAUUUCAAGCGAUUCCUGUGUCACAUCUGCAGUAAAACCUUCAGACAGAACACCGGCCUAAUGUUCCACAUGAGGACGCACACCGGUUACAAGCCACACGUGUGCAAGUAUUGCGGCCGAGGGUUCACUUCUAACUCUAACUGUAUCAACCACGAGCGGACGCAUACAGGGGACCGGCCAUUCGUCUGCCACUUCUGCAGCGCGGCUUUCGCAAAGUCCUGCACCCUGAAAGCACACAUCACGACCCACACCGGCGAAGCGAAUUACCAUUGCAAAACGUGCGGGAAAUCUUUCAGACGAUUGAAGUAUCUGAAGGAGCACAAGUUCACGCACACCGGGGAGAAACCCUACGCCUGUAAAAUUUGCGGAACGGCUUACAGCCAUUCGGGGAGUCUCUUCGUUCACGAGAAGAAGUGCAAGGCGCAGUACAGUAGCUAUCAGCCCGUGCCUGGGCAAACUGGUCACGAUACGCAGAACUAUUGCCAGUCUCAUACCGCGAUCGUUGCGAGCCCCGUCGUGGCUCCUAUACUUUCGAACGUACCCCCGUCCCAUCGCGUAGGUAACGCAAAUAACGUACUAGGCGUUCAAACGAACAAAACCUAUGUAGAUAACGUGCAAAGGAUGAACACCCAUGCGGUAGCUGCAGCUACCGUUGGCAGUCCUAGUUUGCACGUGCACUCUGGCGAUGACGUUUCCGAUAUGGCCUCGGCCGUCAGGAGUUUCGCCAUCGUCGGUCAGAUAUUUCAUUCCUAGAACCAGAUUUCCUGGCCGCUAAUCUGGAUUUG
Orussus abietinus is the source of this 2689-nucleotide messenger RNA. Its product is annotated as zinc finger protein 568-like. Gene Ontology annotation, cellular component: nucleus. The transcript is spliced from 3 exons. Lineage: Eukaryota; Metazoa; Arthropoda; Insecta; Hymenoptera; Orussidae. Gene Ontology annotation, molecular function: zinc ion binding; RNA polymerase II cis-regulatory region sequence-specific DNA binding; DNA-binding transcription factor activity, RNA polymerase II-specific. Gene Ontology annotation, biological process: regulation of transcription by RNA polymerase II. The record is from RefSeq and is a predicted model, not a curated record. Bases 63 to 2657 code for a protein of 864 amino acids.